Fraxinus pennsylvanica is the source of this 330-nucleotide messenger RNA. The record is from the annotation of a GenBank genome assembly. NCBI's taxonomy places the organism in Eukaryota, Viridiplantae, Streptophyta, Magnoliopsida, Lamiales, Oleaceae.
AUGACGUUCCCGACCCGAACGGAUUACGGGGUCGUAUCCGCCGCGUUGAUACUGGAGCUUCUGCCGGUAGUGAAGUUUUCUGAUUUAGGUGAGUCUGAAAUUACAGAGAAUUGCGCGGUUUGUUUGUAUGAUUUUGAAGGUGAUGAUGAAAUCCGACGGCUAACGAAUUGCCGGCAUAUAUUCCACCGGAGUUGCCUGGACCGUUGGAUGGAUCACGAUCAGAAGACGUGCCCACUUUGCCGGACGCGGGUCUUUCCCGAGGAUUUGCAGGAUUCUUUGAAUGAAAACUUGUGGGAGGCCGCUGGGAUUUUUGAUUACUACGGCGAGUAA